Molecule: messenger RNA, 1545 nt
Organism: Rubroshorea leprosula
Lineage: Eukaryota; Viridiplantae; Streptophyta; Magnoliopsida; Malvales; Dipterocarpaceae
Source: the annotation of a GenBank genome assembly
UCCUUCUCCCCUGCACCAAACAAGCCUUCAGCCAAGCCCAGCCACCACCGCCUACUCCUCUUGAAAAUUGGUAAGAUCUUGGUAAAAUUCCCUUCCUUUCUUGUUAAAUAACAAGAUUUAAAGCUUAAAACUCUCCCUAAACCAGAAAUUUCUCAAAUCUGCUCUGUUCUCCUGGCCCUGUCCGCGAGCUGCUCUUGCCGGUGAGGGUGCUUUCGGUUUUUUUGUUCCUCUCCAAGAUCCCGCCAGCCUUCCCACCGCCAGCUCCAAUUUCUUUGCUUGCUGAAUUUUCUGGUAUGUGGCAACUCUUUUAAGUCCAAAUUUCAUCUAAUUGGUGGUUGCCUUGCUGAAUUUGGUCCUUGUUGUGGCUGCUCUGUGUUGUCCGAAUUUUGUUGGAAAAGUGGGGGAAUUUCGGUAGCUUUAAGUGGGUUUUGUUAAAUUAAGUGGAAAUUAGCUUGAAUAAUUGUUGUGAAAUUGUCUAGAGAAAAUCCCGUGUGUUAGCCACUAGAUUGCCAAAACCGGUUCUUUCAUUUUUGUUGUCUGUGGGAUAAGGGAGCUAUGUAUAUAUACAUAUAUAUAUAUAUAUGUAUGUGUAUAUAUGUAUGUAUAUAUAUAUAUAUAAUCCGGUUGCAGUGUUAAAUUUUGGAGAAAAAAAUAUAAAUAAUAAAUAUGGCAUUUUGGAGUUUUGUCAGCAACAAUAUUGAAAAGGAUUAAAUAGGUAGUUUUCAUAUGGUUGUUAAUUCUGGAAUAUUUUGGCUAGAUUUCUGAUUAUUCUAUCACCCUAGCUCAUGGAGUGAGUUUUCUGCUUUAUGCAAUUGAGUAGUAGCGGGACUAAACCCGUUUUAUACAAAAAUAAGUAUGACUGAUUUGAAGUGAAAUUUUUAUACUUUUUAUUAAAUUGAGCAUGCCUACUUGAAAUUUAAUGGAUUGUCCUGAUGAUUUGAAAGUGAUUGGUGAAUUAUGAUUUUUCUGUUAGCUUCUGCCUGUUUUGUCUCCGAUGUGAUCAUGUUACUAGUGACCCUGCUAGUGGGGGUUAAACGCUAGCACAUGUCGACAUGUUAUUGAUAGAACCAGUUCGUUCGAGUGACCCUGCUAGUGGGGGUUAUAUACCAGCAAAUAGUGCGUCUGCCAAUGGGCGAAUACAUUGGUAAUUACAGUGCGCCUGCUAGUGGGUGAUUUAUAACAUUGGCCAUGACCUAUAGAGGAGACGUCUAUUUCGUUCCCGUAUUGUAUCUGUUUUUCGUGAUUGCACAUGUUGGCAUGCUGCAAGUUUAAUAAGGAGCACUCCAUAUUUUACUUACUGAGUUUAUCUCAUAGUUUUUCCUUGUCCACCAUUUCAGGUAGUGAGACCCAAUGCAUGGGGAGCCCGGAGGAGUGACGACCUAGACGACUAGGCAUUAUUUUGGACUUAGAUUUUUGUAGCUAAGCCGUUAGUCACUCAUGCUUGACUUAGAAAUUUUUGUAUACAGAACUUAGUUUUAGUCAUGAUUGUAUAUAUGAAGUUAAUAAUACUGGUAAAUAUUUGGUAAAUAAAAAAGGUUUAGAUCU